AGAGAUGCCGUCCCGCAACGAUGGCCCGGCGCUUCUCAAGAGGCGAUCAGCGAAGCCGUUUGCUGGAAAUCUACGACUACGACGGCUCACGAAAGCAUAUCUUGAGCCGCUGGAUGAUAAUAAUAAGGAAAUGUCACCGACAGUGGCGAAAAUCGACCAAAUUUAUGAUUUGACACAAGAACUAAUUGUACAAUGCCAAAGUGUAACCAGUGGACUAUUUCCUCGAUAUUCAAAAGAUCGAGAUGUCGGAUAUGUGAAGGAUAGUAUCUACUGUGCAAUGGCCUGUUGGGCUUGCUCGGUGGCUUACAAACGACUCGAUGAUGAUCGUGGAAGACAGACUGAGCUGAGACAAACUGCUGUGAAAACGAUGCGAGGAAUCUUGUUCUCGUGGAUGCAACAGAGCAAAAAUCUCGACGCGUUCAAAUCCCAAAAUUCAUCAGAAUUCGCUCUCCACGCUCGUUUCGAUUUAUCAUCUGGAAUGGGUCUCGAAACGCCGAACGACGAUUUACACUAUGGACAUCUUCAAAUGGAUCUUGUUGCUCUUUAUCUACUCACAUUGGUACAAAUGAUUUCAGCCGGAUGCAAAGUUAUCUAUACUCAUCAUGAAGUGAAUUUCAUUCAAAAUCUCGUUUUCUACAUUGAACGUACCUAUCGUACGCCGGAUUUUGGAAUGUGGGAGCGUGGAACGAGAUAUAAUAAUGGAAAACCUGAACUUCAUGCCAGUAGCUUGGGAAUGGUAAAAGCCGCCCUGGAAGCAAUCAAUGGUUUCAACCUAUACGGCAGUACGGGAACAUCAGCAUCAGUAAUCUACGUGGAUAUUGAUGGGCACAAUCGAAAUCGUACCACUUUUGAGACGAUUCUCCCACGGGAAAGUAACUCGAAAAAUACGGACGCCGCACUUUUGAUGACUGUCGGAUGGCCAGCAUUUGCUACUCACGAUGAGACACUUUUCGAGAAAACUAUGCAAAAAUGUGUGAGAAGGCUUGAAGGUCGAUUCGGAUUGAGAAGAUUCCACCGUGACGGAUUUCGAACAGAGCUCGAGGACAAUAGCAAAAGCUUUUACGAUGAGCAUGAGACGGCUCAAUUUCAGGGCGUCGAAUCGCAGUUUCCCAUCUUCUUGGCGUGUAUAUCCCUAACUGCCUACAUUCGAGCCAAUCAAGAGUACGGUGACAUUUACUUCAAAAAGCUCCAAAAAUGCCUGGUUGCCGAUGAGACGGUCCCCGGCGGAUACAUUGUUCCGGAAUGCUACUGCGUCGACGAAUUCAUCAUGGACAAGGAGCGUGAGCAGCCGAACUCGACGGAGCUCUACGCGUUGAGCCAUCAAGAAUUCGGACAUCAUUUAUGGAGCAAUGCGAUUUAUAUCAUUUUGAUGCUCAAGCGAGAAGGACUCAUUCAUUCGGGAGACAUUGAUCCGAUCAAUCGGCAUUUACCCGCCAGUCAGCGCCCGAAGAUGUUCAAUCGGCACUCGGCUUUUCAGGGAAGUAUGGAAGGUGAUCCAGUGGUGCAGGUGGCUCUAAUCUCCGAAUCUCCACGCCUUCAAAUGAUGCUCUCCACCUACGGAAUCACAACUCAAACUCCUCAUGAAGUGGAGCCCGUUCAAAUUUGGCCGAGUUGGAGGAUGGUUAAGGUCUUCGAAUGUCUGGGCCGAGACAAGAAGCUUGAUCUUUCGGGCCGUCCACAACGUCCAUUCGGUCCAUUGAGUACUUCGAAAGUGUUUCGAGUGUUUGGCGAUACCGUGCUCUGCUAUCCAUUGCUUUUCGAGGUCAAAGACUUUUAUGUGAGCUCGGAUCCGGCGGUUCUCAUUGACGAUAUUAAGAGAGAUAUUGAAUUCGUUGCUCGGAGAUGGAAGCUAGCUGGUCGACCGACAAUGUGUGUGGUGUUGAGAGAGGAAAACGUGGCUGGAGAGUAUUUUGAUCACAUUUUGGAUCUUCUUGUUCAGCUCAAAAAUGGACAUAUCAACGGAAUUCGUGUUCGACUUGGCAGAGUUCAUCAACUCCUCAACUCUUGCUGCAUAGAACACAUUGAUUUCGCGAAUUCCGAUGAUUUGGAAUUUGAUAUCGAUAUAAUGGAGGAGACACACGAUAAUUCGGCAAUCUUUUCGAGAUUAAGUCUUAAAGAGGGUUAUGAUGAUGAUAUGACACAUGAGAAAGAUGUGACACCUCGAACAGAUCACGAACUAUUUCAAAUUAUUGAGAAAGACGAUAUGGAACGGCCAAGACUGUUGGCUUUUGCCAUUUGGAUUCUCUGGUCGAGAACUCACCCGGAUCUUCUUGUACAUAAUUUCACACUCCGCGAACGUCUCGAAAAGGUGUACCGCCGAGCAUGUCAACUCCGUCUCUGGUGGCUUGUUCGUUACUGUGCCGGACGACUUCACAAGGCGAUGAACUCACUGGCUCCAGCUAUCACUAACAUGCUCGUCCGUGGAAAACAAAUCACUCUGGGAGUUCGCAAUCGUCCGGGAGCCCGCGAAGAGAUCAUCGUUCGACCAAUUGCUCCAAGCGAUUUGAAUCGUUUGCUCUUUGAAUGUUGCCCGGCCGAUGAGCCACAAGCGGCGGUUUUCCAUCAAGAAUUGAUUAUUGCUUGUUCGGAUUUGAUGUCCCAUAACCCGCAGGUUUUCGAAGGAGUUCUCACUAUUCGGCUCUCAUGGCUCUCCGACGCAAUUAGUAUGCUCCUGAACUAUGUUCGAAUUACCGGAGCACUAAAGUUUUCCGGUGUGAGCACCGGAACUCCACCAACUCCAGGAACAACUGGAAUUCCUACAGAGCUGGAUUUUAUACGAAAACUGAUUCGUACCAAAUAUCGCCGCGAAAAAGUUAUCGAGGAAUUCAAGAAGAGCUGCAUCUACGACCUAUCUCCAACAGUUGUAAAAGAUGUCGUGACUGCGCUAAUGACAAGAACUAAUUGGCAUUUGUUAUCCUCUCUGCAAACCCGCCGGCUCAACGGAGCACUCAACCGGAUGCCGGUCAACUUUUACGAUCGAGUCUGGACGAUACUGGAAAGAUCAACGCAUGGAAUCAUCAUUGCCGAUCAGUUCCUACCACAACAGCCGACACUCAGCGAUAUGACAAGAUUCGAGUUGACGUUCUCUUAUAAGAUUGAGGCGAUGCUUAGCAGAAUAUCACAUCCUGAGUAUAGGCAGUUGCUCGUUGAGCUCCUCUCGAUCAUCGCCACAAUUCUGGAACGUAACCCGGAAAUCGCGUUCACUCAUUCCCGAAUCGAUUGUGAUAGUUUGAUCAAAAAGGGAUUCGCCCUCUUUGCUGCAGAAGAGGGCAUCAAGGAUCUCAACGAUUUGACACCGUUCUAUCAACUAGAAGGACAGGCUCUCUCCACUUCAACGGCCACGUUUUUGACAAAGGCAGUGGUUGAGUUCAUCCUGGCCGGUCGUCAUUUCUCCCAAGUCAUCAAUAUCUUUGGCGAAGGAACACCCGAAGAAAAGACGCUUCCCAGUCAGCAUCACCGUGGAAAAAUGCCGAAAAUCGCCUAUACUGGUCGUGCGAGUAGUGAGAAGAAGAAACGACACGUCGGAGGAUCAUCAUCAUCAUCGCAGCACCAUCAUCACCAUCAACAACAACAAACCCCACUGCUUCGCCUCGCAACUCCCCUAACACCAGAACCAUCGUCUGGAACUGUGACUCCGCGAGCAAUCACUCCGAGUCCGUUGUCCUCCUCCCUGAAUACAUCCGGCGGCGGGGGACAGGAUGAAAGUUGUCGACUCCAGUAGUAGUCAAAAGACACAAUGCACCACCAUGACACAUCAUCAUCACCAUCACCGUCAACGCCGCCAUAAAAAUUCGUCAAUCGUCGAAAAAAAAAAGUAGAAAUUGUAUUAUUACAAAGUUCAAAGAGAAUCUAUUAUUGCUUGCCAUAUAUUUUAUUCUUAAUGAUUUUUCUUUUUUUCAAUGUUGCCAUAUCUUUAUAGUUUUUUGUUUUUAAUCGAAUAAAUGUUCAAGUUACUUUUAAU
Messenger RNA from Caenorhabditis elegans, 3961 nucleotides. It is a transcript of the gene phkb-1, whose product is annotated as Phosphorylase b kinase regulatory subunit. NCBI's taxonomy places the organism in Eukaryota, Metazoa, Nematoda, Chromadorea, Rhabditida, Rhabditidae. Gene Ontology annotation, cellular component: plasma membrane. Gene Ontology annotation, molecular function: calmodulin binding. Bases 5 to 3721 code for a protein of 1238 amino acids. Gene Ontology annotation, biological process: glycogen metabolic process; carbohydrate metabolic process. The record is from RefSeq and is marked reviewed. The transcript has 20 exons.